AUGGCAAUUCCAUUCUCCUUUGGACGUAUUGUUGACAUAAUAUACAAGUCUGAUUCUACAGAAGUACAAUCUAAAUUGGUUACAAUAUGUUCUAUACAACUUCCUAUACUUAUAAUUGGUGCUGCGUGCAAUUUUGGACGAAUUUAUUUGAUCAACACUUCUGGUAUGUGACUAAUAUGAAUAAAGUAACAAGUAAUUACUAAUAUCUAUAGUGAAACAAUUUACUAUUUAAGUAUAAUACUUAAAUAAUUAGAAUAAUAAUUUAAUAUAAAUCUUAUAUUAACUAAUGGAGUUAAUUAUAAUAUUNAGUUGUCACAAAAUAAAUGAGAUAGUUACUUUUGGAUGUUAAUUAAUAAUUUUUUACAGAGUCUAUACAUUAGUUAUAUCUUUGACUAUCUACUGGCCACUAUUAAAUCUAAUAUUUAUAUAAACUAAUCUUUGCUAAUUUAAAUAAUCGACUCUUAUUUGUUUUAGUUCAUAAAUAGUUUUCUACUCAUUUUAUGUAGGUAGCUACUUUUAUUUUAAUUUUUAUUUUAUUAACGUCAAACGGCAAUUUACAGUGAUUAAAUAAAAGUACUAAAUAAAUUAAAAUGAAACGAUAACAGUACAAAUAAAUUUAAUAGACUUAAAACUAAGACUAUUUCUUGCAAAUAGCGAAAGAAAAAUAAAGUACUAUAUAAACAAACAAUAUUAAAGCAAAUAUAUUCAGAAUAAACUUGAUGGCUUUAUUGACACAAUGAAACAUGCGGUGUAAAGGAUGGUUGUGACUGUAGGUGGUGGAGUGAGUAGAGAUAUAAAAUGAUGCAUGAUGUAUUGAGGGGUAGGCAGGAACACGGAAAUUAAUAGAGGAAAAGUGAUCUGGGGCAUUAAUUGAACCAUCAAGUUGACCUUGAAAAAAAUGGAAAUCAGCAUCAAUUUGUGAGGAAAAAAGGGUGAAAAUGUCUAGCUUUGAAAGUACGAAUGAGUAGCCAUGUUAUUAAUGCAUAAUUUUGUGUAGGAAAAAAAUGUAUGAAAGAAAAUUUUAAAAUAUGAUAGUAUCUAUUUAAAAAGAAUUUAAAAAAUAAGCAUUUAUAUAUUUUUGUAUAUUUUUAGUAUUAGUAUUAUUAAUUUUGUUCUAUUAUUAGGUUACGAAAUUACAAAAAGACUCAGAGAAUUAUUAUUUAAAUCUCUUGUAUCUCAAGAAACUGCAUAUUUUGAUCGUUAUAAAGCUGGAGAACUUAUUAAUCGACUCUCAGAUGAUUGUUUACUUGUAAGCCAAACUGUCACUUCAAAUAUUUCUGAUGGACUACGUUCUACCAUAAUGAUUGUCAGUGGCGUUUCUUUUAUGGGAUCGUUAAUUGUUUUCUUAGUAUUUUUACAAAUUUUUUUUAAUGGUUUUAUUAUUAUCUAUGUAUUUAGUUUUUUGUAUCUCCAAAAUUAGCUUUGGUUGGCUUAUCUAUAGUUCCUCCGAUUGCUGCUUUAGCUGUGGUAUAUGGACAUUUUGUUCGAAAGAUUACUCGAUCUGUACAGGUCCCUAUGUACAAUUAA
Cinara cedri is the source of this 1527-nucleotide messenger RNA. Lineage: Eukaryota; Metazoa; Arthropoda; Insecta; Hemiptera; Aphididae. The record is from the annotation of a GenBank genome assembly.